Pygocentrus nattereri (red-bellied piranha) is the source of this 1892-nucleotide messenger RNA. RefSeq lists its product as uncharacterized. Bases 39 to 671 code for a protein of 210 amino acids. The record is from RefSeq and is a predicted model, not a curated record. Lineage: Eukaryota; Metazoa; Chordata; Actinopteri; Characiformes; Serrasalmidae. The transcript is spliced from 4 exons.
CACUGGUAAAGCAGUUCCAUUCGCACUCACCACACAAGAUGAACCUGUCCUGGUUUCUGCUUCUGCUCUCUUAUGGACACAUCCAGGCAACUUAUGGUGAUUUAAAACCAUCCUCCAUCUUCACGCUCACUGUCCGGCCAAAAGAAAGCAUCACUCUGACCUGCGACAUCACUGACAAGUACGAGGUGGCCUGGUAUCAUCUGAACUCCAUGUUAGAGGAGCUAACGCUGCUGAUCUUCGCUAAGAAAACCCGCACCCGAAAAAGUCUCCCAUUCUCCUACAAUAAAAACGAGAGUCGUUUCAUCCUGUCGGCAGACGGCGAGAUCACCAUCGCCAACCUUACGAUCCUCGAGGUCGGGAAGGAUGACCUGGGGCUCUAUUUCUGUGGGACUACAGCUGAGUGGUCACAGAUGCGCUUUGCCAGAGCUUUCAAACUGCAGUUCAAAGAUACAGACCAUCUUUCAAGCCCAAUGCCUUCAAAGACAGAAGGAGAGAAUACAGAUGAAGUGAGUAUGGUGGAGAGGCUGCUGAUGCUGGGUGGAGUUGGUGUGGUUGCCCUGGUCUUCCUCAUGGCUACAGUAGCUGCAGGAAUAGUGGUCCACAAGCGAGCCUGGCGGUCAGGCUGGGCAGAGGGAAGAGACUCAUACCGACGUUGCUCUGAAAAGAGGUGAAGAAUUGAUUCAUGCUGUGUCACCUCACGCCCUAAAGAGCGCACCAUGCAAUCAAUGAGCCUGGAGUGGAAAUUUAGUAACAGGACAACAGUUUAAUUAAAACAUGUUCCUAUUCUCAUAUUACUAAUCUCAGUCUUAGUAUAUGCGAAGGCUUAUUACUCAGUAUCUACAGAGACUUCAGUACAAACUAGCUGAUUAAUUCUUAAAUUCUAGAAGUGUGUAAUAAAACUUUGAGCCCACCAUCAGGCCCACUGCCAAGUAACGGGGAUAAAAUGCUAUUUAAAAGUUGUUUAACAUUUUUUUACUAUUUAAAAUGUUUUAAAAUUCUUUAAGCAAGUAAUGCAGCGAGAACAGAGGACGUAGUUUCCAGUCAUAUUAAAUGAUCUUAAAAGAAAAGAUCUGGUUACAUAAGCAGUUUUAAUUGUUCAAGAAAUGCACGUACAAGUAUAAAGCAACAAUAACUAACCAAACCUAAGAAUAGCUCCAUUUUUCGAGAUCACUGAUGAUAAGAAUGAUAGUUAAAAUCAAGUGCAUGCUGUAAAACAAGAAACUGUGGAAAAAGAUCUAGAAAAAAUCUUUAAGAGCUACUACUAGUAGUAGUAGUAGUAGUAGUAUUGUGUGGUUGGUGUAGUGGUUAACUCUGCCUUCUACGCUGUAGACUGGGGUUCAAUCCCCCACCUGGGCAAGCACCUUACACUAUACCCAUAAGGGUCCUUGGGCAAGACUCCUAACACCACCUUGGCCCCCCUGUGUAAAAUGAUCAAACUGUAAGUUGCUCUGGAGAAGAGCGUCAGCCAAAUGCCAUAAAUGUAAAUGUAUUAACUUUAUAUAGUUCCAUUAAUGCCAAUAUACCUGUGUGUUAAUCCAUUAUAGGUGUGAUUUAAUCAGUUCCUGCACAUUUUAUGGGUUCCUGCCAAAACACAAUUACAAUAAUACUGGAAUCACUUUUAAUAUUUUACAUUUUUGUGUUUUAGUGCACUAUCUAAUCCAAAUGUAUGCUUGUGUUAAAUAUGAUGCACUUGAAUAUCUCGUCGUUAUGAUUGUGUGAGUUGUUGAAGAUGUUCUGAUUGUAGCUUUGUUGCAUGCUGAUCACCGCAGAGCACAUGUGGUGAUCCCAAUAAAAUCAGCAAAAUUUUGUUUUUAACUUUUACUCUCUGAUAAGCUGUGUUUGCAUGUAUUGUACAAAUCCGCUGUAUAAUCUGAUUAAACCAUGUAACUUUG